AGAACGGAAUCUGCUUAGCGGAAAUCAACGUCAUCCGAAGGCGGGUUUAUGUGUAUGGCAUGAGCUACACAUUUUAUUUCCUUGAUUUGUUUUCUUACAGUUUCCUAUUGCAAAUGCCCAACAUUUAAAUUUGAUAUAUUUAGAUUUAUUUGUCUGCAAGAGGAAAGCGACUUAUAAAGAUGGGGUAUAUGGUCGUGGAAAAACAUACAUCUGAUCUUCUCCAUUUGAAGAGGUCUCCUGGGAUUAGAUCAUGGUCCCUCCUUGUUGGAAUUGCUUCAGUUGGAGUAGCAGCAGCCUAUUACAGCUCUGACAGCAUAUUAUGGAAGAUGUUCUAUGUGACCGGUUGUUUUUUUGUAGCCCUACAGAAUAUGGAGGAAUGGGAGGAGGCCGUGUUUGAUAAAUCUAAGAGUGAGAUAGAACUAAAGACGUUUAGUCUCUACACCAUGAUACUGACUCUGUGGAGAAGAGGGCAUGAGAGAGUGGUGUUAGAUCUGCGGCACCUGCGAGACGUGAGUGUUCAGGAGGAGAGAGUGAGGUAUCUUGGGAAGGGUUACCUGUUAGUGCUGCGUCUAGCGACGGGCUUCUCUCACCCGCUUACACAGAGUGCCACACUGGGGUCACGCAGUGAUGUGGAGGCACUUGCUGCACUUCUGAAGCGCUUUUUGGGUCUUGAGGAGUUACAGCAGCGUUUGGCAGAAGACGAUUUUCCUGAUGAUGAUGACAAUGAAGAUUUGGGAUUGGGCGAUAGUAGUGAUUCAAAAGAGGAAGAUGAACUUUAAAAACCUCGGGGAGAGUUAGAAAAUGGUGGAAAACACUGUAUCAAGCCUUAAAUGAAACAACCAAACAUUCCAGUCUUAUAAACAUCCUGAUGACCAUCUCAAAGCAUAAUCUGUUUAUGGUUAUAUUGCAUUUUUACUUGCAUCUUUAAAGAGGCAUUACCAGGUGAUAUUCAGUACUUUUGCAAAAUGUCUCUGUAUACUUUGCUACAUGCAUAAAUUUUUUGUCAGUUUGUGAAAUAACUGCAUGAAGAAUUCUCUUCCAUUGGUCAUGAUUUCAAAUAUUCUAUGCAUGCACAUUCAGAUCACACUGUGAGAGAGUAGAACGGUAAUGGAUUUAACACUGCUUGUAUAUUAAACAUUUAGUGGUUUCUUUUUGUAAAUAGGUUAAUAUAUUUUUUUAUUCUAAAUCCUGAAAAAGAAUAUAAAUGAAUACAUUGCAGCUGCUGAGAAGUCAAUUAUCUUCCAAGGGGAUGCUUUUUUAAAUUGGUGUUGCCACUUUUUUAUUGGGUUAACAUGAGUAUACUUUGUUACAGAUUUCCCUUUUCUUUUUUUUAAUAAAAUUAUUUGAUAACAUUGA
This is a messenger RNA of Megalobrama amblycephala (Wuchang bream), 1356 nucleotides long. Its product is annotated as cytochrome b-245 chaperone 1 homolog. Lineage: Eukaryota; Metazoa; Chordata; Actinopteri; Cypriniformes; Xenocyprididae. The transcript is spliced from 7 exons. Bases 180 to 779 code for a protein of 199 amino acids. The record is from RefSeq and is a predicted model, not a curated record.